AAAGUUGACGCUUCCGGCCGGUGUCUCUCUUCAGCUCUCCGCUCCCCGCAGACAGUCCUUCACUCCGCACAGACAUGUCCAACGUCUCCGAUACCAAACUAUACGACAUUCUCGGGGUCUCCCCCUCGGUCUCCGAAAACGAGCUGAAAAAGGCUUACCGGAAAUUAGCAAAGGAAUAUCACCCUGACAAAAACCCAAAUGCUGGAGACAAAUUCAAGGAGAUUAGCUUUGCAUAUGAAGUACUAACUAACCCAGAGAAGAGGGACUUGUAUGACCGUUAUGGUGAACAGGGUCUGCGAGAAGGUGGCUGUGGAGGAGGAGGGAUGGAUGACAUCUUUUCCCAUAUCUUUGGCGGAGGUCUCUUUGGCUUCAUGGGUGGACAGGGUCGGAGCAGGAACGGAGGGCGGCGGAGAGGGGAAGAUAUGGUCCACCCCCUGAAGGUGUCUCUUGAAGACUUGUACAAUGGAAAAACAACCAAAUUACAGCUGAGCAAGAAUGUUCUGUGUAGCACUUGUAAUGGUCAAGGCGGGAAGUCUGGUGCAGUCCAGAAGUGCACAGCCUGCAGGGGGCGUGGUAUGCGCAUUAUGAUCAGACAGCUGGCUCCUGGCAUGGUCCAACAGAUGCAGUCAGUGUGCACUGAUUGUAAUGGCGAAGGUGAGGUGAUCAGUGAGAAGGACCGCUGCAAAAAAUGUGAGGGGAAGAAGGUGAUUAAAGAGGUGAAGAUUCUGGAAGUGCAUGUGGAUAAAGGUAUGAAGCACGGACAGAAGAUCACCUUCGGCGGGGAGGCAGACCAGGCACCUGGAGUAGAACCUGGAGACAUUGUCCUGGUCCUGCAGGGAAAGGAGCAUGAGACAUACAGAAGAGAAGGCAACGACUUGUCCAUGACCCAUAAGAUCGGCCUUGUUGAAGCACUUUGUGGUUUCCAUUUCACAUUGAAACACUUAGAUGGUAGACAGAUUGUGGUGAAAUACCCAGCUGGCAAAGUCAUUGAGCCAGGUUCAGUCAGAGUUGUCAGAGGGGAAGGCAUGCCACAGUACCGUAACCCCUUCGAGAAGGGUGACCUGUUCAUCAAGUUUGAUGUGCAGUUCCCAGAAAACAAUUGGUUAAGCCCAGAGAAGCUGUCGGAAUUGGAGGAUUUGCUGCCCACACGGGCCGAUCCACCCGUCAUCUCUGGAGACGCGGAGGAAGUGGAAUUGCAGGAGUUUGUAAGCCAGAGCUCCUCUGGUGGUCACCGCCGUGAGGCGUACAACGACAGCUCAGAUGAAGAAGGAGGGCAUCACGGUCCUGGCGUGCAGUGUGCCCAUCAGUAACCCCGACUACAGCAAAUAUCUUGUCUGGCUCCAACAGUGGGGAUUAAAAAAAUGAUCUAGUUGCACAACAAACAGGUGUGUUUAUAAUCUGAUUCGGGGCUGCCUUAAAUGAUGAGAAUUACAUACAGCCAUUCCUGACCACCUGAUUCCCUUGUAGUAAACGCACCGAUGAUCCCGCAUCUAGUAACUCUUUCUUGCUACUCCUCCUCUCCCAGCGGCCCUUUAGAGACAACCCCACUUCAGAGA
This is a messenger RNA of Sinocyclocheilus rhinocerous, 1556 nucleotides long. Its product is annotated as dnaJ homolog subfamily A member 2. The transcript has 9 exons. The record is from RefSeq and is a predicted model, not a curated record. The coding region runs from base 75 to 1310 and encodes 411 amino acids. Lineage: Eukaryota; Metazoa; Chordata; Actinopteri; Cypriniformes; Cyprinidae. Gene Ontology annotation, molecular function: Hsp70 protein binding; ATP binding. Gene Ontology annotation, biological process: protein folding; response to heat.